AGUCAGCAGUGACAACCUGCUAGCAUUGAGUUUUGUGCGGUGGGAUCUUUGUUCUUUCGCUCCUCACAAUAAAACCUUGCUACUUUUCAGUUUUUGGGUCUGCACUACUUUUAAGCAUUGUAAUGCUCACUACGACGGUCUGCAGCUUCAGUCCUUAAGUCAGCGAGACCACAAACCCACCAGAAGGAAGAAGCAACUGCGGGCACGCCACCCUUAGGAGCUGUAACACUCACUGCAAAGGUUUACGGCCUCACUCCUGAAGUCAAGUGAGACCACGAACCCACCGGAAGGAAGAAACUCUGGACACAUCUGAACAGCAGAAGGAACAAACUCCAGACACACCAUCUUUAAGAACUGUAACGCUCACCGUGAGCAUCCGCGGCUUCAUUCUUGAAGUCAGUAAGACCACGAACCCACUGGAAGGAGCCAAUUCCGGACACAGUAGACUGGCAGGAACCAAUGCCGGACACAGUAGCAAUGAGGUUUUUCAUUGCCCGAAAUCCAGAUCUUGGUUUCUAUACACCAUUUUUCACUGAUAAGUACUGUAGCUUCAUGAAGCAAUGGUGAUUCUAGGUUUAGGGUAGGAAUAGUAUAAAAUGGGACUGAAAUAUCUUUUGUGAGAAAGUGAAGUGCACAAAAACUGUUGGGAACUUAUCAAAGGACAUAGAAACCUGUUUGCGGCCGGGUGCGGUGGCUCACUUCUGUAAUCCCAGCCCUUUGGGAGGCCGAGGGGGCGGAUCAGUUGAGGGACAGGAGUUCAAGACCAGCCUCAGUAAGGCAUAGUGGUGUGUUCCUGUAAUCCCAGAUACUCAGGAGGCCGAGACAGGAGGAACCCGGAAUGCGGAGGUUGCAGUGAGCUGAGAUCGCAUCCACUGCACUCCAGCCUGGAGACUUUGUUAAAAAAAGAAAAGAGGGAGCUGUGUGAAAGGGCUCCAAAUGACCAAAUUUUAAAUAAUUUGAGCAUCAACAUAAUAAUGACAGUAAUUAUUUGUAAAGGAAUGCAUGAGUUCAUCGUGAUAAAAUGAGACGGCACGGAAAAGAAAAGGUAUUCUUUGCAGGAAAUGGCAACUAAUAAAUGUAGAAAUGUGCUUCAGUUUCCUCACCUGUUAAAUGGAGAUAAUUGUACCUAACUCACAGGGUUGUUAUGCGGGGUAAUGAAUUAAUACGUGUUAAAACACUAUGUUGGCCGUUAUUAUAUUGCCGCGUGGAAGACAAUGUGUCACCUAGUAUCUCACUAAGACUACAGACGGGAUUCAGCGUGACGACCACAGAGGUGUGGGAACCUCCGGCCUUCCUAGAAGGAACAUAGCCGGAACCGCUGUUCCGCGGAGAGCGGGCCGCGGUGACGCAUUUCCGGCCUUUGUAGUUUAUCAUUCUUUGGGCUGCGGUUGUCAAGGAUUCAGAGCCGAUAUGAUCUGCGCUAGGUGGCAUCUCCUCUCACGGAUGCUUCGGUGAGCUUCGGAGUCGGGCUACCGCUGAGGGGCUUCGGAAGGGCCAGUCUGUGCGCUGCGACCUGGACUGGGUGUGGGGAUUUGGCGGCAGGGUCUUCUUGGCCAGAGAUGGGCCGGGCAGGUGAAGGGCAGAGGAGGUUGCUCCGCAGCCUGGAAGGGCCUUGUUAACCAAAAGUCAGCGUCGUUGCCCCUACCCCUUUCCCCCACCCUAUGUCUGUUCCUGAGCUCUUCAACCUCUCUGCCCUGUACUGAUGGCACUCUGAACUCUCCGUAUCUGCAUCUUAGGAUCCAAAUAGAUUCGGAUAUGAAGAAAUGUUUGUAUUUUCCCAUGUCUUAUUCUCUACUGUGGACUUAUUUUAAAGAAUGAGCAGGGAUAGUUUUAAACUAUGCCACAGCCUUUCUUAGUCUAACUCACAUAGUAUAAAGGCUCUUGCUGCUAUCCAAUUUUUUAAAAGAAUAAAUAGCAUCUACUAUGUGCCAGCCCAGCACUGUUCUAAGCACUUUACAAAUAUUAUCUGCUUCUCAUAACUUUAUGAGAUAGGCACUAUUAUUAUGUAGACUACACCCCACCUCUCUGUCCCGCCCCUUUUUAAAAUUAACAUACAAGAAGAAAAUGAAGUUAGUAACUUGCCCAAGGUCAUAGAGCGAGUAAGGGGUGUAGGCAGGAUUCAAAUACAGGCAAUUUGGCUCCAGACUCCAUUUUCUUAAAACCUUUGCUAUGCUAACUCCAUUCUGUUCCUAUAUUAGCUUUACAGCUAUAACCCGGGAAGUUACUUCGCUCAUUUGAAUCCCGUCCUUCUUUUGUACCUCAGUAGUCCUGGGCUUCUAGUUAGGAUUUGAUUGGAGAGAAUAUAUCUGAAGACGUAUAUCUUUCAGAGUGUUUCUGCAAACCUGAUGAAACAGCCGUUUUAUUGGUUUGUGUGCAUGUUUUCACCCACUCAUCUUGUUCUUUGAGCAAUAGAAAAAGAUUACAGUCUUGGCCCUAAGGGAAAGUAGCAACUAUUAAUGAAACUACCAUUGUACCAAAAUUGUACAUUAUCUUAUUAAAAGAUUAAUUUGCAUGUUUAUAUGCCAGGUUUUGUGCAAAAACACUUUGUAUGCAUUAUCUCAUUUAAUAUUCUCAACAAGUUGGCAAGGCAGUUGUUGACCUCAUUUCAUAUAUGAGCUUGAGGCUUAGAAAAAUCAACUAACUUGCCCAAGAUCACUGCGUUAAAAUUCACAGAUGGCCUGGCACUAUGGUUCAUGCCUGUAAUCCCAGCACUUUGGGAGGCCGAGGUGGGCAGAUCACCUGAGGUCGGGAGUUCGAGACCAGCCUGACCUAUAUGGUGAAACUCCAUCCUACUAAAAAUGCAAAAAUGAGCCAGGAGUGAUGGUGGGUCCCUGUAAUCCCAGCUACUCUGGAGGCUGAGGCAGGAGGAUUGCUUGAACCUGGGAGGCAGAGGUUGCAAGUGAGCCGAGAUCGCACCACUUCACUCCCGCCUGGGCAACAAAAGCAAGACUCUGUCUCAAAAAAAAAAAAAAAAAAUUUACCAACCAGAUCUGCCUGUGUUCUCUGCUAUCUCAUACUACGUUCUGCUUGUCUAAGGUAAAUAAAAUAUAUGGGCUUAUAUCAACUCUAUGUGUGCACAUGUGUAUACAUGUGUAUAUACGAUUGCAAAUGCGUAGAAAAGGACACAUUCCAGUAUUUAAGACUGUUUAUUUCAGGGUAAUAGAACUUGGUGAAAGAAUUCUAUAUUCCUCUCUACUUUUUGGAUUUAAAAAAAUGGCUCUGAAGAGAAGUAAUGGUACAAGAUAAAUUGUGACUGAGGGUGAAAGGUGGGACUCAUACAGUACAUGACAUAUGAGUGGGCAGUUGGAAGAGGGUGAGCUGAAAUGGAUAAAGAAGACUUCAGAGAGGAUGUGAGAUUUGAAUCAAGCUGCAGAGAUUGGGUAAGGUUCGAAUAAGGGAAGAAGGCAAGACCAAGCUCGUGGCGCAGGGAUGAGAAACGCCUGAUUAGAAUGGUGAGAAGAAAAACCUGACUGGAGCUGAGAGUUUUUGCUUGUGGAAUAGAGGAAACCAAGAGUGGAGCCAGACAACAGAAGCUAAAGGUCUGACUGGUUUUAAACUGUGCUUGAGAGUUUGGGAAUUCAUCCAAUUAGUGAGGAGCCAUAGAUGGUGUCAGCGGAGGUGAGGGUCAUGGGAUGUAUGAUGAUAAAGGCACAUUUGUAUUACGUGCUGCUUAGUCUUCACCUACGUGCAUGUCCUUCGUUAACAGCAUCCUUCCAUGAGGAUGAUGGUAGAUUUGGGGUUCAGCUUGCUGAGGCUCUAGGAGGAACCAACUUUAAAAUGCAGAUGUAUUUUUUAAGGUAAGACUUAUUAUGCUAAUUAUAUACCUGGCAUAUACAUUGAGGUUGUGAUCCUGAAUGGAAGAUUAGGAACUCUAUGUUUGUGACGAGGAGGGCAGGAUUACAAAAAACUGGGGAAGCCCUUUGGAGACACCAGGUUCGAAGAAGAACUCAGGUAUGCUGGUGCAAGGAUCUGGGUAUUAAGGCCACCAGAUAAAAGCAAAAUCAGGUGAAGGAAAGCAAAAAUGAACCCAGAGUAUACAGAGAAAAUAGGGAAAUUUAUAUUUGGGAAACUGUAUAAAGAUUUGAAACACCACAUCCCAGAAAUGAAUUUUUCUGGGCAGAGGCUCUAAGCUUCAGCUGCAUUGUCUUUGAAUAGAAAAACUUUGACUUGAAACCAAGCGGCACAGGUGGUAAAUAAGAAAAAGACAUUUUCGGACCCUAGAAGAUUGAAAAAACAAGAAAGCAUAAGUGGCUGUUUCAUCCUUUGAAUCCAUGGUAUGUUUAUUGAGUAAUGUGAGAGUACAUAUUCUGGAUUUAGCUAUUUGACGUUUGUACCACAAAACUUUCUUACCCUAGAACAAAUUCAGCAGACCAUGUUUCAAGCCAUGAUGAUCUCUUCCCUGGAUGAUUAUCAUAGCAUCCCUCCCUGCCUCCACUUAACCCCAAGGUCAUUGACACAGCGGCUAGAGUUAUGCUUUUGUGUUAAAUGUAAGUAAAAUUUUGUUACCCCUUGGCUCAAAAAUCCCCAGUGGUUUCCAUAUCUCAUAGAAUACAAGCUAGAGCCCUUACCACUGCCUUUCAUGAUCAAUUCCCAAGCUCCCUGCUUUAUCUCCUGUUACUUUCCCUUUUGUUUUCUUUGUUCCAGCCAUUGUUCAACUAGCUAUUAUCUGAAGAAUCCAGGUGUGUUCCCACCUGCAAAAAUUUGCACUUGGCAGUUACCUUUGCAUGGAACAGUCUUUCUCCAGAUAGCCAUGUGACUUGCUCCUCACUUCCUUCAGGUCUGUUCAACCAUUACCUUAUCAAGGCCUUCCCUGACUCUAUAAAAUAGCAACCUUUCUUUCCCCUUACUCUCUAUCUCCUUACCUUUAUUUUCUCUACAGCAUUUAUCACUACUUCACAAAUACUUAAUUAUUAUCUGUUUCCUCUGACCCCUUUUCCUCAUCCUGGCCCCUCUUUUCCCCAACAGAAGUUAGUGUUGUAGCAGUGGAGACUGUAAAUUCUGAUGUCAGAUUUGUUGGGUUUGAAUUGCAGCUUCACUGCUUACUAUCUGUAACUGACUUGAACUUUGGACUAGUAACUUAAACUUUUCAUAUCUCAGUUUUCUCAUCUGUGAUAUGGGGGUAAUAAUAGCACCUUAUUCAUGGUUGUUUUGAGGAUUAAAUGGGUUAAUAUAUAUAAAGCAUCUGUAACAAUACCUGGCACGUUAAAAGCACUAUAAAUGUCCGCUAUUAUUAAUACUGUUAUUAGGAUGUAAAUUCCAUGAGACUAGGGACUUUGUUAUAAUUGCAGCUGUAUCCCCAGUGCCUAGAACAGUACAUGGAAUAUGGUAGGCUCUGAAUAUAUAUUUGCUGGUCGGCUCUGAAUAAAUAUCUGCCAAGUGAAUGAGUGGUGUAUGAAAAGUUAUGACAGAAAAAGAUAGUAUGGUAGUCACAGUGGUGGUGAGUCGCACCAAGAAAAGUGGAGGAAGGCUGGGCACAGUGGCUCACACCUGUAAUCCCAGCAGUUUGGGAGGCUGAGGCAGGCAGAUCACGAGGUCAGGAGUUCGAAACCAGCCUGGCCAACAUGGUGAAACCCCUCUACUAAAAAAAUACAAAAAUUAGCUAGGCAUGGUAGCGGGUGCCUGUAAUCCCAGCUACUCAGGAGGCUGAGGGGAGAAUCAUUUGAACCUGGGAAGCAGUGAGCUGAGAUCGUGCUGUUGCACUCCAGCCUGGGCGACAGGGUGAGAUUCCGUCUCAAAAAAAAAAAAAGUGGGGGAAAACAUGAAUUUGCAGAUUCUGUCUUUAGAGGAAAAAAAUCCUCUGUACACUUCCUGGGGUAGUGAUUACAGAAGGUAACCAAACCAAAGAUGUCAGAACUUUAUGGAGAGGAUUAUGUGUGCAGGUUAUCCGGAAGGAUGCUGUCCCAUGCCAGUAGUUUGUUUCCCCUUUGAUAAAUAUAACCAAUAAUCACAAUAUGAAUCUAAUUUUUCUUCUGGUUGUAAUGUGAUCAGUGUUCACUUGUAAUUUAAAUAUCUGAUAUGGUUUGGCUGUGUCCCCAUCCAAAUCUCAUAUUGAAUUAUAGUUCCCAAUUUCUCAUAAUCCCCAUGUGUCGUGAGAGGGACCCGGUAGGAGAUAAUUUAAUUAUGGGGGCAGGUACCUUCAUGCUAUUCUGGUGACAGUGCGUUCUCAUGAGAUCUGAUGGUUUUAUAAGGGGCUUUUCCCCCUUUUGCUCGGCACUUCUCCUGCUGCUGCAUGUGAAGAAGGACAUGUUUGCUUCCCCUUCCACCAUGAUUGUAAGUUCCCUGAGGCCUCCCCAGCCAUGCUGAACUGUGGGUCAAUUAAACCUCUUUCCUUUAUAAAUUACCCAGUCUUGGGUAUGUCUUUAGUAGCAGCUUGAGAACAGACUAAUAAAAUACCCUAUUCUUAGUUAUUUAAUUUCACAAUGCAUGUCAACACCUUAAGAAUAGUGUAGGGUUGCUGGGCGCAGUGGCUAAUGCCUGUAAUCCCAGCACUUUGGGAGGCCAAGGCGGGUGGAUCAUCUGCGGUCAGGAGUUCGAGACCAGCCCGGCCAACAUGGUACAACCCUGUCUCUACUAAAAAUACAAAAAUUAGCCUGGCAUGGUAGUGGGUGCCUGUAAUACCAGCUACUCAGGAGGCUGAGGCAGGAGAAUUGCUUGAACCCAGGAGGCAGAGGUUGCAGUGAGCUGAGAUCACACCACUGUACUCCAGCCUGGGCAACAGAGCAAGACUCCUUCUCAAAAAAACAAAAACAAAAACAAAAAACAACAGAAUAGAGUAGGGUUAUUUUUGCAAUGGAUUACAAUAAUUUUACUUAAAAAUAUUUUAUUCUACAGGUUAUUAUUCAUUUGUGGGUCAUAAAAUCUGUUCCCAGGCUUUUUUGUUUUGUCUUUUAAUGAAAUAGGUUUAAAAAUAAUUGUAUGUCACUAUAUAGAGCAAGGAUACAUAGUGUUUUGUGAAAUUAUUAUUUUAGGUAUUUGUGUAUCUCAUAAAUGCACAAACAUAUACUUAUAUACAUAUGCAUGUGUGUUCUGGGUUAUAAUAUAAAAUAUUUCUUAAUAAGAGUCCUGGUCAUAAAAGUUUGAAAGUCUCUGCUCGAAGAUGGUGCUUAGAAAUCACUGGGUCAUAUAAUUGUUUUUCUUUCAGAAAAUUGUCUUCAUUAAUUACUAUCCUGGUAAAGAUUGCUCAUAAGUUUGUUUGUUUUUGUUUUUGUUUUUUUUGAGACAGAGUGUUGCUCUGUCGCCCAGGCUAGAGCGCAGUAGUGUGAUCUCGGUCCACUGCAACCUCUACCUCCCAGGUUCAAGCGAUUCUCCAGCCUCAGCCUCCUGAGUAGCUGGGAUAACAGGCGUGUGCCACCACGCCCAGCUAAUUUUUGUAUUUUUUAGCAGAGACGGGGUUUCAUCAUGUUGGCCAGGCUAUUCUCGAACUCCUGACCUCAGGAGUCAUAGACAUUUGUCUUUUUAUUAGCAGUAAUUUUAUUUUACAUAAAAUUGCCUACUCUCCACCUUCAAGUGGCUUCAAAGAGAAAAAGUUUCAAAGAAAUUAACGGGCAAGAGAAAGGUCAAAUUCUACUCCUGUUUUAAAGUACUGGAACCAAUAUUUCCGUCAUUUUAGUGUCUCUGAGCCUAGACCACUGCAGUCAACUACUUUCUGAUUCUUUUGCCUUAGCCUUAAACCACUAGGAUAUUCAUUUAAUCAUACAAUAACAUAAGAAAAAUAAGUGUUACCACUUUGGACUUUACUAAGUAGCCAACUUCUUUGUGCUCAUUAUCCUCGUUUUAUCUUUGUAUCAACCUAGAAAGAUAGGCAGUGUUGGUUUUAGGAUUCCUGUUUUAUAGAUUGAAGAGACCAAGGCUCAAAACAUGAAGCCCAAGACUCUGGAGGGAAUACCUGCAGGUUGAUGUCUCAGUCCAAGACCUUCCACACUUUAAACCUAGAUCUCCCUCCUCCAUACCUCCUAUGGCUGGAGGGACUCUACCUUCUAUGGCUGGAGGGACUCUGCCUCCUCUCUCCAAGUGCAUUUCUUACGGUUCUUAUUCUUUUUAUCUUCUUUACUUUCCCUCCAUCCUCCAUUUGUUUCCCUUUUCUUCUUGAUUCUUGGGGUCAUCUGUGACCACUUGGGCCCAAAGUGUUUUUUUUACCUUCAUACAGCUAAAAUUUACCCUGAAUUUAGUAUCUUGCUAUUCCAAUGGAAACCCAAUAUACUCAAGCUGAUUUGAGCUGUUUCAGUCAGGAUGAUUGAAACAGUACCUUCCUUCAGAAAACUGUAGGCGUUUUUGUUCCAUUUCUUUUUUCUUCCUAUAUUAUCUGGAUUCGUAUUUCUAAAGUAUCUAUCAUUAAUCAGGUUUUGGUGUUCCUUCAUGAGACAGAGUGACUGAUUUUAGUGUAAAUACUCCAGUCCCUCCUUGUCCUGAGGUUUUCUGCAUUUUUAUAUUUUUUUCUUCGUAAAUUAUUGUCUAGAUCUUGGGGUUUCCAGAAGAAAAGAUCAAGGGAGAAUUAUCAAGAAUAGAUUCUUUUUCUGAAUAGUUAAACCUUUGAUGGCCAUAACCUUGACCCUUCAGACUGCAGAGAUGCAGGAAGGACUUCUGGCAGUGAAGGUAAAGGAAGAAGAGGAGGAACAUUCCUGUGGGCCAGAAUCAGGCCUGUCAAGAAAUAACCCUCAUACCAGAGAGAUCUUUCGUAGACGCUUCAGGCAGUUCUGCUAUCAGGAGUCCCCUGGGCCCCGGGAGGCUCUUCGAAGACUCCAGGAGCUCUGCCAUCAGUGGCUGAGACCAGAGAUGCACACCAAGGAGCAGAUCCUAGAGCUGCUGGUGCUGGAGCAGUUCCUGAGUAUCCUGCCCGAGGAGCUCCAGGCCUGGGUCAGACAACACCGUCCUGUGAGUGGAGAGGAGGCAGUGACUGUGCUGGAGGAUUUGGAGAGAGAGCUGGAUGAACCAGGAGAGCAGGUCCUGAGCCAUGCUCAUGAACAGGAAGAGUUUGUAAAGGAGAAGGCAACUCCAGGAGCAGCUCAGGAGUCAUCAAAUGACGAAUUCCAAACCUUGGAAGAGCAACUUGGGUAUAAUUUGCGAGAGGUGUGCCAAGUUCAAGAGAUUGAUGGCAAGGCUGGGACUUGGAAUGUGGAGUUAGCCCCAAAGAGGGAGAUUUCUCAGGAAGUGAAAUCUCUUAUACAAGUUCUUGGAAAACAGAAUGGUAAUAUUACUCAGAUUCCUGAGUAUGGAGAUACUUGUGACCGUGACGGCAGAUUGGAAAAGCAAAGGGUGAGCUCUUCAGUGGAGAGACCCUAUAUCUGUAGUGAAUGUGGAAAAAGCUUCACCCAGAAUUCCAUCCUUAUCGAGCACCAGAGAACACACACAGGUGAGAAGCCUUAUGAAUGUGAUGAGUGUGGGCGGGCCUUCAGCCAGAGGUCAGGCCUAUUCCAGCACCAGAGACUCCACACUGGGGAGAAGCGCUACCAGUGCAGUGUUUGUGGCAAAGCCUUCAGCCAGAAUGCCGGGCUUUUCCAUCACCUCAGAAUUCACACUGGGGAGAAGCCUUACCAGUGCAAUCAGUGCAAUAAGAGUUUUAGUCGACGUUCAGUCCUCAUUAAGCAUCAGAGAAUUCACACUGGAGAGAGACCUUAUGAAUGUGAAGAAUGUGGCAAGAACUUCAUUUACCAUUGCAACCUAAUCCAGCAUCGGAAAGUCCACCCAGUGGCUGAAUCAAGCUAGCUCCUUGGAACAGACACUUACACUUGGAGCCCUGAGACCCACUGUAGGCAUCUGCAAACAACAGCAACAACAAAGUGGGAUGGAAAGAAAAAAGAACAAAAUAUGAGAACAUAAAAAAGAAUCAGACAGAAGGUAAAAUUAGAUGCUAAAACUCUAGAUUGGGCAAAAAAUGUUGACCAAAGGAAAAAUAAAAAGAUAGAUGCAGAGACAGAGUGUUGCCAAGAAACAUGCUUCAUCUUCAUAAUAAUUAUUAGAAAUCUCUUAUUUAUCAACUGGUCCAAGUUUUUAGAUACUAUUGUCUUAAGCAGUGAAAAUAAUCUCACUGCCUUUUACUCCUCACACUUUUUAUUACUUUCCAUAAAAUGGAGGACAGGGAGAAAAGCAUAGUCUAUAAACCACUGUGAUUUUUAGGUCUCCUUGAACCUAUCCCCAGUUUUCUAUGCCAACUGCCAAUGGGCAGUGUUGAAAGCACUAUUUCUUGAUGAUACCUGCACUAGAAUCACCUGGGUUGUUGGUUUGAAGUGCAGUUUUCUCAGCCCCACCCCAGACCUACUGAAUCAGUUUCUGAGGCAGAGCCUGAAAAUCUGUAUCUAAUUAGCAUAUUAGUGGUCCACACACAUAAGGUAACUAUAUAAUUUAUUGUCCAAUCUGGGACACUUGAAAAUGAAAAGGAGGGCUGUUAAUAAUUACACCAAGACAACAGGUAUAAACCGGGAGGUAUGGUCCCCAUACUAAUAAUUUUUGCAAUAGGCAGUAUUUUUUCAACCAAGCAUAUAGAAAAGACAGAGAAUCAGAAAGAUUCCAAUGUUCUGUCAUGAAAGCUAAGGCAGAAUAUAUAUGAAAAAGGCUGUUGGAGAGUUAGGUGUAGCCACCUAGCCUGGUAACCCCCAGUAAUAGAUCUAUUGGAUUAGGAAAGAAAGGAUGGGAUAAUAUGUCUGCACAAACAAAACAGAGGACCCCCCCAUCCCGCCCCUAAUUAAGACAAACCCAUUGUUAACAUAACUAGUUACCUAAGAUUAACCUAUUGAGUGAAUGGUUUACCAGACAAGAUGGACAACAUGCUGGAAGCACAGGAGUGUUUCAGUGGUAUAGGGACCGAUGGAGUACAGUGUUCAACCUUAUACUGUAGAAGAAAGUGAGAAGAUAGAGUACUGGAUCAGAGCUUGCAGUGUUAAGGCAAACAGUGAGCCAUUUUAAGCAGGUAGUCAGGUGAAGGGGAAGGGGGCAGAUAUUGUACCAAGUAGUUUCAUAAUUUAUCACAUUCACUACACGUCAUUUGUUGGCUGUGGAGGAGUCCUCUUGCCACUUGAUGGUACCAAAGACAGCUGACCCUGCCUUAAGUGUGUCAAUAGAUCUUCAUAGCUAUUCAGUAAUUGCCUCAAGAUCAUUGACUGCAGGGGUGGGGUGGUGGUGGCCUCCCCUCAUCACCCCUGACUUCUGCUAAUUCAUUGUAGAGGGGUAUGUAGUCAGGGAUCUAUAAGCCCCAAACUUGCUAGUGGUUAAGUUACUCGGGGGGACCUGAUUUAUUUAAACAGGUUUAAAACAAUGGAGAGCAAGCCAACAUCUUCCCCGUUUUCCUCAGGUGGGUGUUGAUUAUUGCAUUUGACCCUUGGGGGCAGAGUGAAGGUAACUGGACAAUUUGUGUGGUACAGAUAAUACCAGACCUGGGGUUGGUUGGUUGGUUGGUUUUUUUGUUUGGAAAGCCCUUUAUCUUCUGAGAGACAUGACCAGGGCUGUGGGAGGAGCUCUGAGUGUGCCUGUGCCUAGACUCCUACACCCCCAUCAGCCAUCCCAGGAGCUUGGUUGGGCUCUAAGGUGCUCGUUGGGGCCGAACUGAGGAAUCUCCCUGAGGACAGAGGGAAAGACCCUGAUGCCUGAGACCCUGGAGGACCGGGGACCUAGGGAACGGAGGACACGGCAGGAUCCAGUGCGAGCAGUCAAGUGUCUUCAGCAGGGGAGAGAGAGAAGUCAGCCCAGACUGAGUGGCUGCUGGACACAAGAGGUUACGACCCCUGUCGGCCUCAGCCUUUUUGAGGCGGCUUCUGCGCUCACAAAGGCGAGCCAGGUGGUGUGCACAAAUGAACCACUGAGAUUGAUGGAUCCUCCAAGAAUCCUAGAGAGGCGGCAGAGGAGCCGGCCGAAGUGCGUCCUUUCUCCUAGAGAAGUGUUCAGGUUUUAGUGUCCUGGGACUGUGUGUGUAGGCGGUGUCCUGGUCUCUUCUACCCAUGCAAGAUGCUUUAUACUUUCUCAGCGAUCCAGAGAUAACGGUACUCGGAGGGGGUGCUGUUGCCCCCUUUUCCAGGGCUUGCUCGAGUUCCCCUCUUACAUAGAUCUCUCAGGAUCAGGAUUUUGUGUUUUGUGUCGGCUCCAUCAGACAUUUCAGAGAUACAGAGAACUGAACAAAGCGCUGUACAGAGCUGGGUCUGUAUGGAUCACCGCCUUCUGAGAUGAGGGCACAGACUUACCAGCAAGGAGACCUCACCGGAAUCCAUCAGCUGACAGGUCCUUAUGGCCAAAAGCUGGCUUCCGUAUACGUUUUCUGAAUCCUACGGCCGUUUUAACCUGAACAUGAAAUUUUUCAGAGUUUUCAUAAAAAUCCCCUAUACUAAUGGUCACGAUAUUGUGUAUCUGUAAAGGCUUAGUACUUAAAGAAAAAUACUUUAUAUGAUCCCCACAAUUCUGCAAAACAGAGGGAAGUGGUACGUGAAUUUCUCUGGGUAAGAAAACAUUCAGAAGUUAGAACAUUCAAGCAAGCAUUUAUUGAGUGCCACAUAAUGGGCCAGGCUUUAUGUUGCAAAAAUGGGAAUAAGCCAGAUAAAAGGCAUUUCUUACUGUAUAGUGUAAUGGGAAAGACAUGUUGCCUUGAGGAAAAUAAACUUCGUACAUAGGGACUUUGGAGGUGGAACGUUAAAGAUAACUUCCCUGAGUAGGCAAUAGCAGAGCUGUCUCUGUGGACUCUCAGAAGUUGGAUAGCAAAGAGGAAAUGGACCUUGAGGGAUAGUUAUAGUAUGUGAAGGAGGGAUCAGAAAACCAUUUCAGAAAACCGCAAGUAAAUGAAGGUGGGUGCAUUCCAGCCUGGGCAACAAGAGUGGCAGAGGUGGGGCAAAGAGAGUAGAGAGUAACUGAAAUAUGCUGAGGAAUUUAAAGUUUAUAGGGUGGUGUGCUUUUCCAUUUUCUUAAUGUCACAGCACAUAAAAUUUGUAUGCAUACUUCCUGGCCACCCCGGUAGCUGAAGAGAUCAGUAUGCUGGUGGUACUCCUAUAAGCCAUUUGAGGCACCCAGUAAACUGUGGCAAUGCACAGUAGUUGGGCAGUUAUAUGCUCUGUCUGGAUUUAAGCAGAGGAGUAAUGUAAUCUUACUAGCUUUCUAGAAAUAUUCUAGAAGUGGUGUGGUGAAUGAAUUGGAAAGGGGCAAAACUGAAAGCAAGAGAGACAAGAGACUUGUAGUUGUUAAAGAAAGAACCAAAACCAUAAGUUGGUGAAAGUAAGUCACUGGCUAUAGAAAUAAAGAGGGCACCAAGUGGAACUGUGUUAAAGAUUACAGAUUUAACUAGACCUGAUAACUAAUUAGAUUGAUGAAAGUGAGAAAGAAAAGGUACUGAGAGCACUGCCUGUCACACACUAAGUGUAUUCUUUAAAUAAAAUAAAUGUAGCCAGGGAUAAAUAGGCAGGUUUUUGGAUUAAAUUAUUAGGUAAGUGUGGCACAAUUUUAUAAGAGAUGGCUAAUAUUGGAGAAUAAAUUGGUCACAAGGGGAAAAUGAUGAAUUUUUGGUGGUGAGUUGAAGAUGCUUGUAAGACAUACAAGUGAAAAGGUCUAAUGCACCACUGGACUGUAAGGGCCUGGAGCUCCAAAGAAAGAUUGGUAUGAGAGAAUCAGGCUUAGGAGUUUUCAGGUGAAAGCUGAUGUCAUCAAAUGGUUGAGAUUGCCCAGAAUAAAUACGGGAUGAGGAUAAGGCUGGAUUUCAAUUUAGGAUACUAAACAUUUUUUUUUUUGACGGAGUUUUGCUCUUGUUGCCCAUGCUGGAGUGCAAUGGCUCGACCUCAGCUCACCACAACCUCCGCCUCCUGGGUUCAAGCAAUUCUCCUGCCUCAGCCUCCCAAAUAGCUAGGAUUACAGGCACAUGCCAUCACGCCCGGCUAAUUUUGUAUUUUUAGUAGAGAUGGGGUUUCUCCAUGUUGGUCAAGCUGGUGUCGAACUCCUGACCUCAGGUGAUCCACCCGCCUCAGCCUCCCAAAGUGUUGGGAUUACAGGUGUGAGCCACCGUGCCCAGCUUGAUACUAGACAUUUUUGACAGGCAGAAUAAGAGCCACGAAGUGGACUAAAUAAUAGUCAUUAGAAACAUAUUUAACAGGUACUUAUAUAAUACAGUCAUGUGCCACAUAGCGAUGUUUCAGUCAACAGCAGACCACGUGUACAAUAAUAGUUCCAUAAGAUUAUAAUAACAUAUUUUUACUAUGCCUUUUCUGUGUUUAGAUAUGUUUAGAUAUACAAAUACUUGGCUUUGUGUUAUAGCUGCCUACAAUAUUCAAUACAGAAACGUGCUGUGCAGGUUUGUAGCCUAGGAGCAUUAGGUUAUAUACUAUAGCCUAGGUGUAUAGUAGGCUCUACCAUCUAGGUUUGUGGAAGUACAGUCUAUGAUAUUCUCACAAUGAUGAAAUUGCCUAAAGACACAUUUCUGAGAACAUAACCAUGUGAUUAAGCAGUGCAUAACUGUUCUUCCUGAGUGCCAAGCAUUAGGCUAAACGCUACAAAAACCAACUUAUGGAAAAACAACCAGAAGAGUAUAGUGUUUCUUAGAAGAUUGGGAGUAGUUAGCAGUGUUAGGUGCUGCAGAGGCAUCUGGUAGGAAAAGGACUGAAAAAUACCCACUGGGUUUGUGUACCAAGGGGGCCCUGUUUGUUUAACUUGGGACUGAUAAGUCAGAUGUGAGGUCCCCUGACUGACAUGCACACUAUUCUAAAAUUAAAAAUACUUUUGGGCCAGGCGCGGUGGCUCAUGCCUGUAAUCCCAGCACUUUGGGAGGCCGAGGCGGGUGGAUCACCUGAGGUCAGGAGUUUGAGACCAGCCUGACCAACAUGGUGAAACCCCGUCUCUACUAAAAAUACGAAAUUAGCUGAGUGUGGUGGCACAUGCCUGUAAUCUCAGCUACUUGGGAGGCUUGAACCCGGGAGGCAGAGGCUGCAGUGAGCCGAGAUCGCGCCAUUGCAUUCCAGCCUGUGCAAUGAGAGAAAAACUCUGUCUCAAACAAACAAACAAACAAACUUUUGAAAUCAUCUAGCACAAUUCUUGGCACAGAGAAGUUGACUUAUACAGGCAUAUGUCAUUUUACUUGCACUUUGCUUUAUUGCACUUCACAGAUACUGUGUUUUCUGCAAAUUGAAAGUUUGUGGCAACCCUGCAUCAAGCAAGUCUGUCAACACCAUUUUUCCAACAUCAUGUGCACACUUCGUGUUUCUGUGUCACAUUUUGGCCUCCCUAUUCCCUGAGACACACAGUGUUGAAAUGAAACCAGUUAAUAACACUACAGUGGCCUCUCAGUGUUCACGUGAAAGGAAGAGUCUCACAUCUCUCUCUUUAAAUCAAAAGCUAGAAAUGAUUAAGCUUAGUGAGGAAGACAUGUUGAAAGCUGAGAUAGGUUGAAAGCUAGGCCUCUUGUACCAAACAGCCAGUUGUGAAUGCAAAGGAAAAGUUCUUGAAGGAAGUAAAACCACUCCACAGAACACAUGAGUGAUAAGAAAGCAAAACAGCUUUAUUGCUGAUACGGAGAAAGUUUGAGUGAUCUGGAGAGAAGAUCAAACCAGCCACAACAUGCCUUUAAGCCACAGCCUAAUCCACAGCAGGGUCCUAACUUUCUUCAAUUCUGUGAUGGCUGAGAGAGAUGAGGAAGCUGCAGAAGAAAAGUUAGAAGCUAGCAGAGGUUGCUUCAUGAGGUUUAAGGAAAGAAGCUGUCUCCACAACAUAACAGUGCAAAGUGAAGCAGCAAAUGUUGGUGUAGACACUGCAGCAGGUUAUUCAGAAAACCUAGCUAAGAUAGUGGAUGAAGGUGGCUAUACUAAACAACAUAUUUUUAAUGUAGAUGAAACACUUUAUAUUGGAAGAAGAUACCAUCUUGGACUUCCAUAACUAGAGAGAAGUCAGUGCCUGGCUUCAAAGGACAGUCUGCCUUUCUUGAUAGGAGCUAAUGGAGCUGGUGACUUGAAGUUGAAGCCAAUGCUCAUUUACUAAGCUGAAAAUCCUAGAGUCCUUAAGGAUCAUGCUAGCUGGGCAUGCUGUAAUCCUAGCACAUUGAGAGGCCAAGUCAGGAGGAUUGCUGAGCCCAGGAGUUUGAGACUAGCCUGGGCAACAUGGAAAAACCCUGUCUCUACAAAAAAAUACAAAAAUUAGCUGGGUGUGGUGGCACACACCUGUGGUCCCAGCUACUAGGGAGGCUAAGGUGGGUAGAUUGCUUGAGCCUGGGAAGCAGAGGUUGCAGUGAGCCAAGAUUGUGCCACUGCACUCCAGCCUGGGUAACAGAGAAAGACCCUGUCUCAAACAAACACACAAACAAACAAAAAGAAUGAUGCUAAAUCUACUCUGCCUGUGCUCUAGAAAUGGAACAACAAAGCCUGGACAAUAGCACAUUUAUUUACAGCAUGGUUUACUGAAUAUUUUAAGCCCACUGUUGAGACCUACUGCUCAGAAGAAAAAAAGAUUCCUUUCGAAAUAUUACUGCUCAUUGACAAUGCACCGAGUCACUGAAGAGCUCUGAGGGAGAUGUGCAAAAAGGUUAAUAUUGUUUUCAUGCCUGCUAACACAGCUAACCAUUCCACAGCCCACAGAUCAAGGAGUAAUUUCAAUUUUCAAGUCUUAUUAUUUAAGAAAUACAUUUUGUAAGGGUAUAGCUGCCAUAGAUAGUGAUUCCUCUGAUGGAUCUGAGCAAAGUACAUUGAAAACCUUCUGGGGAGGAUUCACAUUCUAGAUGCAAUUAAGAACAUUUGUGAUUCAUGGGAGGAGAUCAAAAUAUCAACAUGAACAGGAGUUUAGAAGAAGUUGAUUCCCAUCCUCAUGGAUGACUUUCACAGGUUCAAGACUUCAGUGGAGGAAAUAACUGUAGAUAUAGUGGAAAUAGCAAGAGAACUAGAAUUAGAAGUGUAGCCUGAAGAUGUGACAGAAUUGCUGCAUUCUUAUGAUAAAAUUUGAAUGGAUGAGAAGUUGCUUCUUAUGGAUGAGUAAAGAAAGUGGUUUCUUAGGAUGAAAUCUACUCCUGGGGAAGAUGCUGUGAAAUUGUUGAAAUAACAGCAAAUAAUUUAGAAUGUCACAUAAACUUGACUGAUAAAGCAGUGGCAGAGUUUGAGAGGAUUGACUCCAAUUUUGAGAGUUCUGUGGGUAAAAUGCUAUUAAACAGCAUCACAUACCACAGAGAAAUAGUUCAUGAAAGGAAGAAUCAACUGAUGCAGCAAACUUCAGUGUUGUCAUGUUUUAAGAAAUUGCCACAGCCACCUGAGCCUUCAGCAGUUAUCACCCUAAUCAGCCAUGAGUCAGCAGACAUCAAGCCAUUCACUCUGAGUAAAUAUGUUCCAGUUUGGAGUUGAUCUCAACAAUGAUGUGUUAUGCCUUAGCAUCAGCCUGAAGCAUACGCACUGCUGCAGUGAGCCAGUCUUCUGAGCUGUUUCACCCAGGAAUGCAUUCAGACCAACUGCAGAAGAACGAAAGAAGUGUCAAAUAGUUAAAGAAUCUAGCCCACACAGAAAGGGAGCUUCUGGUCAGGAGUUCUUCAGAGAGGAUACGGUGGGUAUUUACUUGGGCCUCAAGGGUCCAGCUUCAGGUUCUUUGCCAUCAGUGGUGGAGACCAGUGAUACACAGCAAGGAACACGUCUUGGAACUACUGAUCCUGACCAUCCUGCCCAAGAACUCCAGGCCUGGGUAUAGGAGCAUCCCAGAGUAUAGGAAAGAGGCUGUCUGUACUGAAGAACUUGGAGAGGAAGCUGAAUGAUCUGGGAGGAAAGGUAAAAUGAAGAAAUGUCUUAUCAGAUAGCAGGUAUUAUCUCCAGAGAGAGAUAAGAGAGUUGAGAUAACUUCUCUAGGGUAGUUAGAGAAAAUGGCUAACAUGUUAUUGGCCAGAGUUAUUUAUUUUUGUUCUAGUUUGGUGAGUUUUUUUUUAACUUGUAGGCCCUAUGUAUUUUCCCCUCUGUCUGUUUAUCCCUGCCCUUGCAGAUGACAGAAAACUGCUUUCUGCCCUCCCAUCGUGUGUUCCACAGUAAUAAUGGGAUUUUAAGCUCUAACUUUCAGCAAAUGUCACCCUCAUUAAACUCCAUCUAAUUGUGCCCAGUUCCCCACCCUCCUACAGGGAACAAGAAGUGUCCCAACGCAAAUAGUGUAUCUGGCAGCCUCAUAGGACUCACCUGGAGUCCGGCUCCAGCCAGUAAAGGGUCGACCCAGCUCUGAAUGUUGGGAGUUUCACACUGUUAAGGAGAAUGCUGAGAAGGAGAUAGCAAAGAAGAAGUUAGGAAAUGUUGGUGUCUUUUUGCAUUUUUCCAAAUGAACCUCGUCACUAAAAUCUCUGCAUACCUUUCAUUUAAUCUCUAUUGCCUAUUCCACGUUUAACCUGUUCCUCUAAGCAUACCACUUUAACCUGGAUUAUGAUUCUUUUCUUUCUUCACUUCUUUGCCUUAAAAUUGUUUUUUUAAAAAAAUCCUGCUACUCAUGUUACCUUGCAUGGUUCAGUUUCUCCCUUCUAAUACUGCCAAAUUCCUGAACCCAGACCUCUUAUCGCAAAGACAGGAGAAUGUUUUUCUAUAUUGAAGCCAAUAGAAAACUACUAAAAGGCUACAUGCAAUAAGUAAAUUUUUAAAUGUACAUUUUUUUAAUGAGUGUAGGAAACAUAAAACUUUAGUAGGUGCAUGCUUACUGGGAAAGCACGCAUACAUGCUAAAAUGCCAUUAUACAGUACAUAGUGUUUACCACUUGUUUUUUAGUUUAAUAUUACAUUACGGAUAUCUUUUCAAGUUACAUAUAAUACUAUAUGUAGCUGACAUACAUUUCACUCCAAGGGUAUUGAAUUAUUUUGUAACUGGCCUUAGAGGGUUUUUACAUUGCUGCUUUUUUCUUUUUUUAAAUACUACCAACUAAAAGCCAUAAACUCUUUUCUUUUUCUUUUUUUCUUCACUCUGUACUAUGAAAAAAGUUUAAGCAUAUAUAAAAGUACAAUUGUACUACUUUUAAUAAAUCCCCACAAACCUGUCACCCAGCUUCAACAUUAUCAGAUUAUGGCCAAUUUUGUUUCACUUACAACUCUACUCAUAUCCCAUGCUUUUAUAUAUAUAUAAUUUUAAAGCAUAUCUGAGCUAGCAUAGUCUUUCAAAUGUAAAUAUUUCAAUAUUUGCUGUAAAAGAUAUGAAUUUUAAAAAUGUAAACAUAAUACUAUUUUCAUACCUAAACAAUUAACAGUAAUUCGUUAAUAUAAAUUUUCCAGUUUUCUCAAAGAUGUCAUAAACUUUUUUUUGUUCAUUUUGUUUUUUAACUUAUUUGAAUCAAGAUCCAAGGAAGAAAACACAUUGUGAUGGGUUGAUAUGUCUCCUAAGUUUCUUUUAAUAUAUGGGUACCCUCUCCUGUUUUCUCUUCCAACUCACUUGUUAAAGAAAAUGAAGUUGUUUGUCCUGUAGAGUUGCACACAGCAUGGGUUUUGCUGUCUGCAUCAUGUGCUAUAGUCUAAGAUGUUCUGUUGUCCUCUGUAUUUUCUGUAAAUUGUAGUAAUGUACAGGCUUGAUCAAAAUCAAGUUUUAAGUUUUUUUGACCAGAUAAAUUUAAUGAUUUUGGCAAGAUGGUGUGUUCUAUUUGAAGCCUAUUAUUUUCUGUUUGUCUCUUUUUCUGUGGUGUUAGCAGCUAUUGAUCCUCAAUACCUAUAGCCAGUAAUCCAUUAGGGGUCCUAAAAUGGUGACAUUCUAAUUGUAUCCUUCUUUCUUCAUUUAAUAAAGCUGGAAUAGUUAUAUAAAGAGACAUUUCCCCUGAUUUUUUGUUUAGUUAUUCAAUGGUUUGUUUAGGAAAGGCAAGAUAAUUGCUUAAGUCACUCCCCACUACUUUGCUUUUUAAAUCAGUUUUCAAAACAAUGAAUUAGUUUGUAGUCAUCCUUUAAAACAGUGACCAGUUGUUAGUAAUAGUAUCAUUAGGAACUUUUGGAUUGAAGCAUUAUUUGAUGUUUUUCAGUCCAUAAUACUAUCCUUACUAAAGCUCAUUUGUCUCCUCUUUGAGCAGUAGAAACCUUUUCAGUUUGGCAUGUGAAUCCUUAUGACAUGAACCUAGUCAUCUUUGAUAGUUUUCUUGCUGACCUGUAUGAUAAGAUGUACGAGGCCCAUCUUAUAGUUUUCCUUACAUAGUCCUAGAAUUAAUACUUUUUCCAAGGACCCCCAAUUCUGCCUAAUGGGAAAUGGUAUUUCAAAACCAAAAAUAGGGCAUUAGGAGUGCUUAUGGCUUAGUCAUUGGUCCUAGGCCUUUCCAGUACUCAGAGUUAGGAAAAAAUUUAAAAGAAAGUGUGUAUCAUGAGUUCACAUUGAUAGUUCUAAUUCACAUUUACUACUUCGGGGUCUUAAUCUCCUAUCUUCAUCUGUAUCUCCUUUUAGAGGAUUCUCAAAGACACCAGGAAUGAUAGAACAUCAAAUAAUUACUCAUUUGCUGUCCCACAAUAUAUACACAAUAGUCUCAUAAUAAAAAACAUCAGCAUUACCCACAAAUAUGAUUACUGUAAAUAGCUUAAUGGUGGCGUGUGUGUGUAUACACAUGUUUUCUGUUCUUUUUGUUCUUAAGAUAUAUCUCACUUGGGCUAUACAAAAAAAAAAAUUUACUGCUUUAAGGACAUAUGAAAUAAUUACUCUUUUAUAUGGUUAUGCCACCAGUGGAUAUACACAUAAGUUCCUUCUGUUAUCUCUUCUGGCAUGUAGUUCUAAAAAGUGCUUAUUUCGUGAGCAAGUGAUUGAGUAAAGUAUAUGUGAAUGAGUGAAUUAUGCUGACAUUUUCAGUCUCUUCUUUCAGAUGAUUUGAUCAAAAUGAAGAAUGAGAAUGUUCUUCCCAAACAAAAGAAAUGAAAUAACAUGCCAACAGGGAAACACUGUCAGAUUGGAUGGCAGUAUUCCUGAGAACUUUGUGUAGAUGUCCAAAUGUAUGAGGAAAGACUAGGAAAAUAUCCAGAAAAUACCACAGUGAUGAAUGUGGAAUAAUUUUUGCUCAGAACUCUGUCCUAAUUCAGCAUCAGAAAUUCACACUGGUGAGGAUUCCUAUGAAUGUAACAAGUAUGGGAAAGCCUAUACUCAGGCUUCAUGCAAAUAAGAGAAUUCACACUGGAGUUAGAUAUAUAAAUGAGAAGAAUAUGGGAAAGCUUUCAGUGCAAACACUGGACUCAUUCAUCGUAAGAGAAUCCAUACUGGAGAGAGACCCUAUAAUAAAUGUGACAAGCGCAACAAAGCCUUUGGCCAGUGGUCAGUCCUCAACCAGCACCAGAGGCUUCACACCAGGGAGAUACGUUACUACCAGUGUAACAAGUGUGGUAAAGUUCACAGUCAGAAUUCAGCUUUUUCAUCAUAUCAGAAUCCAUGUUGGAGAGAAACCCUUUCAGUGUAAUCAGUAUAGUAAAAUUUCUCUUUAACGUUCAUUCCUUAUUCAACACCAGAGAAUCCACUCAAAAGAGAACUUAGGAAGUUGAUAAAUAUGGAUGGAAAAGGCUUUGCAUAAUAGCUUCUCACCUGACAUUGAAAUUUUGUGAGUGUCCAGCAUCUGAAAUUGGCAAGGCAGAAUUUCUUCCCACCAGACCUUGAACUUGGUUUGGAUGAGAACUGACCCUUCAAAAUGGUCCCCACCAAAAUCCUGUCAUUUAACAGAACAAGCCACUUACUUUUCCCCUAACCGCUAAUCAAAUAAAACACUUUUGUGAUUCAGAGUGGCCUGUGGACCACCAGUUCAGUUUGCAGAUGUUUUACUAGUUGUUCCAAAAUACAGUUCUCACAAAAGCUUAGACUGUUGUUUAGUAAUACUUUUUAGUGAAAACUUAAGUUGUACAUAAAAUGCAAAUAAGAAUAUUAGAUGAUUAAUGUAUUUUAAAUGUAGCUGCAGUGGUGAUAAUUUGUCAAGUCAAACAUGUUCAGCAUCCUUUUAGGGACAGCACAGUGAAUUCUUGGGCCUUCCAUUCCUACCUAAGUUCUGAUGUAUAACAUGUACCUCCCAGCCAAGACUCCAAACAAGAAAGAUGCUUUUUUUUUUUCCUCUCUCUCUCUCAGAGACAGGAUCUUGUUAUGUCACCCAGGCUACAGUGCAGUGGUACAAUCAUAUAGCUCACUGUAACCUCGAACUCCUGAGCUCAAGCAGUUCUCCUGCCUCAGCCUCUUGAAUAGGUAGGACUACAAGUGCAUGCCAACAUGCCCAGCUAAUUUAAAAAAAUUUUUUUAGAUGGAAACUCACUGUGUUGCCCAGGCUGGUUUUGAACUCCUGGCCUCAAGCAAUCCUCUCACCUCAGCCUCCCAAAGCUCUGGUAUUAUAGGCAUGAGUCACUGCAACUAGCUGCAUCUUUUUUUUUUUUUUAAUAGAGGUGUGUUAAUUUUAAUUUGCAUUAGGAAAACACUGGAGAUACCCAAGCUGGUCUUCAAAGGAAGGGAAUAAGCAGACUCAGAUUUUGUUUAUGGGCCAGGCAGGUAAAUGAGUAAAGUAGUCCUAGAGUCAAAAAAAAAAAAAAA
Gorilla gorilla gorilla (western lowland gorilla) is the source of this 22397-nucleotide messenger RNA. It is a transcript of the gene ZSCAN23, whose product is annotated as zinc finger and SCAN domain containing 23. Lineage: Eukaryota; Metazoa; Chordata; Mammalia; Primates; Hominidae. Bases 8533 to 9702 code for a protein of 389 amino acids. The transcript is spliced from 6 exons. The record is from RefSeq and is a predicted model, not a curated record. Gene Ontology annotation, molecular function: DNA-binding transcription factor activity, RNA polymerase II-specific; RNA polymerase II cis-regulatory region sequence-specific DNA binding. Gene Ontology annotation, biological process: regulation of transcription by RNA polymerase II.